Penicillium verhagenii is the source of this 186-nucleotide messenger RNA. RefSeq lists its product as uncharacterized. Lineage: Eukaryota; Fungi; Ascomycota; Eurotiomycetes; Eurotiales; Aspergillaceae. Bases 1 to 186 code for a protein of 61 amino acids. The record is from RefSeq and is a predicted model, not a curated record. The transcript has 2 exons.
AUGCAGUUCAUCGCCGUCUUCAUUGCUACCCUGGCCGCUGUUGCCUCUGCCUCCCAGACCGCCGAGAAGCGUUCCUGCGUCGCCAACUACGAGGUUGCCUGCAACUCUGGCAAUGCCUGCUGCGAUGGCUGGCAAUGUGUCGGCGCUACUGAGUGGAACGCCGGUGUUUGCAUCCCUAACUACUAG